Leptosomus discolor (cuckoo roller) is the source of this 7073-nucleotide messenger RNA. NCBI's taxonomy places the organism in Eukaryota, Metazoa, Chordata, Aves, Leptosomiformes, Leptosomidae. The record is from RefSeq and is a predicted model, not a curated record.
AUGAUGAGCGAUAUCGUUAGCAACUGGAAGCUGGAGCAGUUUGUGCUCCAGAAAUGUCUCCCCCCGGUUUGGUCCCCGGGGUCCUUCCAGGGCCCGGAGGCAUACCAGCAGCUGUGCCAGCAGUGGGAGAGCUGGUCGGAGGAGACUAAAAAGCCGAAACCCACAAAUAAGUGCAAGAAGCGAGCGGCUUUGCAGGGAUUGUUGAUGGUGGGCAGAGAGUUGUCCAAAUUGCUGAAGGAGGCUCUUGAGAAUGUGCAGAAACUGGAGCAGGCCAAGGGCGAGCUCAAAAUGCAGGUGGACAACCUGCGGGCAGAGGUGCAGGGUUUGUGCGGGGACUCUCUGCGUAGCGCAGUGGAGAUCACCCGGCUGGAGAGCAAGCUGGGCUAUGAGAAGCUGAAAACGGAGGAGCUGGAGAAGGAGGUUGGCAAGUGGAUCGGGGAGACCCACGAUGCGCAGAGCGCGGUGCGGGCAGUCCUGCAGGACGUCCAGCGGGACCGGGGCACUGGCCCUGAUCACAAGGUAUGCCACGCCAAGAUCCAGGAGCUGCAGGCAGAGCUGGGGGUGUCGAGGGGUAUCGUGGCUGCCAUCCAAGGCAAAAGGAACCGGUUUGGGAAUGGUGAGGGGGAGGACUCCUCGGACCCACAUCCAGCCCACUAUGACUAUGAGGAUGAUGUCUGGGGUGCCAAUGGCCCCACCAGGCCAUCCCCUUACGCUCCUCUGCGGGAGGAGAUGUGCCAGCUGCAAGGGGGGGAGGUGGAGGCUUCUAAAAGUAAAAAGAGCCCCCCUGAGGAGUCAUCUGGCCACGGCCCACUCCAGGUCAUAGACACCAACAGGGCUGUGCUCUGGUUUACCCCUGAGCAGCUCAAGACAGUGGGGAAGAUGCUGGGGCCAUUGACGAAGGAGACAGCGGUCAACUGGCUGUCCAGGGCCCAGAGGCUGCCCAGGUGCCAGAGUGGCAACUCAGUGGCUGACCUGAUAGACGUGGUGAGAAAGUGCAUGAAACCAGACGAUUUUGCGGCAUUACCAGGGGAUGUGCAGAUGGGCAAUGUCCAGGACAUCGGGGAUGUCCAGCUGGCCGUGCUUAAGGUGUUCUUCCCAGAGGUCAACCCCUUAGUGCUCUUCCACCAGGAGAAGCAAAACCCUGAGGAGCGUCCAGAUGCUUACGUUAACCGUAAGAAGAUGCUCUAUCAGAUGGCUGGGUUGCCUGGCUCAAAGGACACCCCCCUUGAUUUUGACAGGCCUGAAUUCAAGGAGCCACUAGUGGUGGGGCUGACCCCCCCCUUGCGAGUGAUCGCCGGUGGGGAUGCAGCCAGAAAGCCGCUGUCAGAGCUGGAGCAGAUCCUGACCCAGAAUUUUGAGCUGCAAAAGCAGGCGUUCCCAGGGUACAUGCUGGGGGGGAAGAAAGGGAAAACCUCGGCCAUGUCCUUCCAAAGUGCAGGGGUGAGAAAAACGCAAGGAGACAACCGAAAAGAUCCUGAUGGCAAAGGUGGUUCAGGGAAGGAGAACCAGCAAGGGCUGAGGUUUCAGAAGUCCAACCCUUGGCGGGCUGAGCUGAGGAAGCGCUUGAUAAAAUACGAGAAGCAGGAGGAUAUUGAUGGGCUGAACGGCCAAAAAUCCCCAGUGCCGUUCACAGGGCCCAUACCCUUUGAAAUUGGGACUGCCAAAGGGUCUGAAAAAUUUGGGAAAAUGGAAAUUAAGGGAAAGCUAGGAAUUCUAGCCAUUUCUGCACUGACAAAGAUGGGGGUGGUGGUGGAUCUGGCAAACCAAGUGCUGUUACAUUGCCCCCAAAGUGAUGUGCCCAUCAUCCCGGCAAGCCACAGGGUGAUGUCGGUGAAAGCCCCUGAGCUUCUAAUCCACCCUGAGUGGGAGCCCCGAGUGAAACGGGUCACAGAGCAGUUCCCCCAGGUCUGGGCAAGGAGCAAGCUGGACUGCGGUCAGAUUGACGCUGUUGUGGCAGUCAAAGGGCCAGAUCCCCCUCCUCAGCCCCAGCCCUGGUACCCGGCUGAGGCUGAGGACGGCUUGUGGGAAACAGUCAAAAUCUUGCUGGAGCAGGGGGUGCUGGUGGAGAAGCAGAGCACCAGCAAUGCUCCAAUGUGGCCCCUGCGGAAAGCUGAUGGGAAAACGUGGAGGCUGACGGUUGACUUCAGUGCCCUGAACCGUGUCACCCCACUGCGGACCUCAGCAGUGGCCAAGUACCCCGACAUCAUGGCAGCCAUCUCCCGGGAAUCCAAGUGGUUCUCGGUGCUCAGCCUGACCAGCCCGUCCUUUGCCAUCCCCUUGCACCCGGAGUCCUGGCACAAGUUUGCCUUCACCCUUCGAGGACGGCAAUUUGCCUUCACCAGAGUCCCCCCAGGAUUCCACAACGCCCCUGCCAUCUGCCAUGCACAUGUGGUGAGGAUGUGGGAGAAGCUUGGCCACCGGGAGAGCGUGCUGUCCUGCGCCGGUGAUGUCCUCAUCCACACCCGGACGAAGGAGGAGAACCUGGAGGUGCUGGCGGAGGUGCUGGAGGCUGUCCAGAAGACGGGCUUCAGGAUCAGCCCCACAAAGGCCCAGCUGUGCUGGAAGGAGGUCUCCUACCUGGGAGUGACCCUGGGGGAGGAAGGGCGCUCUCUGGAAAAGCAGAGGGUCGAGCUAAUACAGAAGGUGUCGGCGCCGGCCGAUGCCACUACCCUGAGGUCCUUUCUGGCUCUCCUUAGGUUCUCCCGAGAGUUCGUUGAGGGCUAUGCAGAGAAAGCUGCUCCCCUCUGUCACCUCCUGAAGAGAGACACCCCCUGGGAAUGGGGGCCAGAGCAGGAUGAGGCAGUGAAGACCUUAAAGGAGAGUGUGGCAAAAGCCCCCGUGCUGGUGCAUCCCCAGGGGGACAGACCCUAUGUCCUGCAGCUGGCCAGUGCAGGGAAGGGGUUGCGGGCCACCCUGGGCCAGUGGCAUGGUGCCCACCUCCUCCCCAUUGCCCAUGCCUCGCGUCUCCUGACGCCGGCUGAGCAGCAGUUCACUGACUACGAGCGGGAGGCUUUAGCCUUGACCUGGGCCCUGCAGCACUGGGAGUACCUGUUGGGGUCAGCCCCGGUGCUGCUGAGGACCUCCCGUGUCCCGGUGAGGUACCUCUUGUCAGGGAACAGGGACAAGGGCCCCCCCUGCUGCCCCAGGAUGGCCAACUGGGCAUUGGCAUUGACCAACAAGGAGGUCCUCGGGGAGGCAGGGGAGUCCUUGUCUGGUGCCUAUGGGGUGGUAAUCAGUGGAGAGAGGGACGGGGAGGUGCUGGGGGGUCCCCCAGCUGAGCCCAAGCUGCGGCGGGCACCCCUGUUUGAGAGCAGCCUCAGCCUGGAGGAGGCCAAGGAGAGAGGCUAUGCCGUGUGGUUUGUAGACGGGUCCAACUACCACGAGGAAGGGGUGCCCUACACAGGCUACGCUGCUGUGAACCAGGGCACGGGGGAGGUGGUGAAGGGUAAGUGCCUGCCGCACUCCAUCCAGGCUGCUGAGCUGGUGGCCCUGACGGCCGCCCUGGAAAACACGCCGGCAGACCAGCCGCUGGCCGGAUUUUCUGACUCGGGUUGGGGGCUGCUGUACCUCGCGAGGCUGGCGGAGCAGAGGGUGCACCCGGCCCAGAUCAUUAAGGUCAAGGCCCACAAGAAGGGAACAGAGGAAGCCAAGUGGAACAAGGAGGCGGAUGCCAAAGCCAAGCAAGGGGCAAAGGAAGGGCUGAUGUGGAAGGCCAGCAAGCACUCAGAGAAUGGCCCCAUGUUGGUGGCUCCCAGCAGACACUGGGAGAGCGUGGACCUGCUGGGCUUGCAGGCGCAAGACCCCAGCAUCCGGGAGUUAGCGCAGGGCAAGGAGUACAAAGGGUGCAAGGUGUGGAAGGAUGCCUUGGGGCUGGUCCUGGCGCGGAGGGAGGGGGCGGACUUCCCGGUCUGGGUGGUGCCUGAACUCGUCAGGAUGGAGCUGGUGGCCCUGGCUCAUGAGCAGGGUCAUAUGGGGACAGACAAGACCAUGGCGAGGCUGCAGGGCACUGGGUGGUGGCCUGAAAUGAGAGAGGAUGUGGAGAGGUAUGUCAGCAACUGCCUGACGUGCGCAGCCAACAAUCCCGACGCCAAAACAGCAAAAGCCCUCCUGGGCUACCAGAGGCUUUCUGGGCCGUGGAGCAAGUUGCAGAUGGAGUUUAUUGGCCCUUUGCCCCAAACAGCUCAAGGGAACAGGUAUUGCUUGGUGAUCAGCGAUAACUUCACCAACUGGGUGGAAGCAUUUCCAGCUCGAAACAACACAGCCAGCACGACCGCCAAGAUCCUGGUAGAGAAUGUCUUCUCACUGUGGGGCGUCCCAAAGGAGAUCAACUCAGACCACGGCCAACGCUUCAUCGGAGAAGUCACGAAAGGGGUGUGCCAAGCCCUGGGUAUCAAGCAAAAGCUUCACAUCACAGGGCAUUUCCAGAAGCCCAGCUCGGCAGAGGGGCCCAACCAACCACUGAAGACGGCACUGAGAAAGCUCAUGAACCAGCAAAGGAAAGAUUGGGAUCAGAAGCUCCCAGUGGUUCUGCUGGCAUUACGGGGGGCCGUGGCAUCUCAAGCACCUUCUCCCCAAAAGCUGCCUCCUGCAAAAGACCUGAAGCUGCUGGGACACUGGUGGCAAAGAGGGGAGCCACCUGACAAACUGCAGCCCCGUGUGCUGACGGAUAGGUGGGUCCAGGACAUGCUGAGGACAAUGUCGGCUACGUACCACCAGCUGGCCUCGGUGCAGGAGACCAACAUCCCCAAGAUGGAUAAGCACCUGGGAGCGCUGCUGCGCCCCAUGGAGUGGAACACGGGGGACCUGGUAAUGUAUCGGGGGGUUAGAGAGAAGAACCAGGUGCUGGGACCCCAGUGGAUGGGGCCUGUUAGGGUUGUGAACAAGGCCAGCCCCUCCAUGUUCCAGGCGACCCGGGCCAGGAGAGACCUGCUGGCCACUGCCCUGGGAGGAGGAGGUGCCGGGCUGGGAGUCCUCAACAGUAUGAACGUUGAAGUCUUGGCCAACAAGUUGGAGGCUGUCACCUCAGGUGUGCAGGGCCUCCUCACCCCCCUGAAUUCAUCCCUGGUCAGCCUUGGGAUGGGGCAGUGGCUCGUGUCAGAGGUGUUGCCCACCUGGGAACAAAUAAGUGAGAAAGACCACCAGCUGCUGUUGCGAGCACUGGGCAUUGAACAAAAUAACGUUUCCCUUGCUCUUAGUUGCAUCCAGGCCCAGAUGUGGGUGCAGAGUGUCGUUGCAGGUAUCCUGAGAGAUGGCGACAACGGCGUCCUCCCCACAGAGAUCCGAAAGAUUGUGUGGGAUGUGGCCACAGAGAAGGAGCGGCAGCUCCAAGCCUGGUGGAGGCUUGUCAACUUCACCCACGACCAGAUCCUCAACGCAGUCAUUGCCCACGUCCUGACCGUGGUAGAGGCUCGCAUCGAAAAGGUCUACCCCAUCGUGGCCCUGGGGGUUAACGCAAACGGGUCCGUGGUCUACCCCCUGGACCACCGCAUGUGGGCCAGGGUGUCUGAUGGGAAAUGGCAAUCGGUAGAUUUGGAAGCCUGCAUUUUGGAAAGGGGGCUGGGAUUCAUAUGCGAAGAUGAUGCCCUUAAGGCGAGUGAUGUUUGCUUUGACACCAAAGAAGGGGUGUGCCAUUUUGAGCUCAAUCCCCAGAGCAGUAACAAAACCGUGUUAGUGUUUUGGUGCGUGUGUUUUAGAACGAUGUGUAAAUACGUGCAAAUUAACGAAGUUUAUAAUCAGACCGUGUUUAAUGACUCAAAUAUGUGUGCUUGCAAUGUAGCUAUUAUUAGAGGCUGUGAUUUUGUGUAUAAACCGCCUGUGUUCACUAGCCAGUUGCUAAUCAGAAACUACACCUUGUACCGUAGUAUAAGCCCGACCCCCAUCGGUAUGGAUUUGUCACUCGUGAAAGAAAUGUUAGAGCACGCACAUUUACAGCAGCUGUUAGAAAAUGCUAAGGCAGAAGCUAAAAAGAUCCUAAUAACUGUACAUCAUGAUGGUAAUGUUAUAAAACAGGUAAUGGAACGAAUUAAGAGGGUGGGAGAACACCGCUGGUGGGAAAUUUUCUUCGGCUGGUCCCCCACAGCCACCGGCAUCUUCAACACCCUGCUGCACCCCAUUGUAGUUAUACUGCUAACGCAAAUCUGCCUGUGCUUUGCCAUGGUAGCGACUUGCUACCGGAUGAGGCAGAUAAAGUUCUGCAUUGACAACCAGGUGAAAGGACUGGGGCUGGCCAAGAGACUCCUACCAUAGUCAAGGGCAAGACUGGGUUGGCCUCUGUGUUUGCCGCCAAGAAGAACUUUUAGCUCCGCUGUUGGCUGCAACCCAGUAGGCGUUGAGCGGUGGGGACACACGCCAUACCAGACCUUGAUGUGAGGGAUGGCCUCCUCUGUUACAAGAGGGCCAUCCCAGGAGGGAAGGGCAGGCCAAGCAGCCUGCGGCUGGCAUGAAUCACGGAAUGGUUGAGGUUGGAAGGGACCUCUUGAGAUGAUCUAGUCCAACCCUCCCUGCUCAAGCAGGGUCACCUAGAGCAGAUCGCCCAGGACUGGGUCCAGUUGGGUUUUGACUAUCUCCACAGGCAGAGACUCCACAACCUCUCUGGGCAAACCUGUUCCUGUGUUUGAUCACCCUCACAGUAAAAAAGCAAGAAUUAGCAUAAGUAACUUGUCUUUGAACCUCCCAUCCCCAAAUGCUAAUGUGAUGAAGCUGCUCUUGUGUGAUUUAAGACUCCUUUAAGCAGAGGAGAAGGGGAUAAGGAAAGCCAAGGACAGUGCCUUUGGAAAGAAAGAGAAGCGAACAUAAUGCCUGAGCGUGGAAAAGCACCCACUGAAGAAGGCAGAGGUGUUACAAGCCGCAAAGACUUGCAGAGACGAUAAAAGAUGAGUGGAACGGAAGACCCUGUAAUCACCUUGGACUUAAAGGAGCUGAAUCCACAUGGACCUUUGCAGCAACUAUCUCCGGGUUCCCAAGACUCCCAGGACGUCUGGCCAACGGAUUGGUGAGAUCUUCUUUUCGGAGCCUGGACAUCACUGCUUUGCUUUGCCUAGUUAUGCAUGUACUCAAUAAAAUCUGUCUGUUAG